UGGGCGGUCCUAGCCGCUCACCGCAAGAAGAAAAGCCACCCGUUCGUCCCCCUUGCCUUACCUCCAAUCCUUUGCCCAGGAGCUGCCUUCAUCGCAGUCACGCCCCUUCCUUCCGAGGAGCUUUCUGGCUGCCUAAGCUGGUAGACCCCCUGAUUUAUUCCUCCAUCUCCGCUCCCUUUCGCCUCAUCUUCUCUUAGUUCUCACAGCCCCCUCCACCCCCACCUCCAGUCUGUCUCGCCUCGGACCAUCCGCUGCUCCACCCUCCGGCCCGGUAUCCUGCCUGUGCACUGCCACCAAGGAGAGCCCGGACGGAGCAGCGAGGAGGGAAGCAGCCGGGAGUUGGGGCUUCCCUCCUGCCUAUCCCUGGCCUCUGGCCCGAGACCGAAGCCACUUGAGCGAGCAGAGUCGUCACCUUGUCUUCGUUGCCUUCAGGGAGCUGCAGAGAAGGACAAAUAAGAUAACAGAAGUGAAAGAGCUCUUGUCUCCUUAGAAGAAAGGCUGAGAAACUUAAGAGUGACCAGUGGUUGGACUCUUGGCGGCGCUUACCCUGAACCUGAGUGUUAGGGGAGAGGGAAUCUGCCGUUGCGGUUUCUGGAGCUGCUCAUAAGCAAGAAUUCCCUAUCCUGAGCAAGGCUUUAAGCCUAAAAGAAAGCAGAAAUAGGUCAAGGGCAGCCCAGGUGCCCAAUUUCUCUCUCUCUUCACAAGGCACCACCAGCAAUAGAGAUGAGAAAUUCUGAAGAACAGCCAAGUGGAGGAACCACAGUAUUGCAGCGUCUGCUACAAGAGCAGCUCCGCUAUGGCAAUCCUAAUGAGAAUCGCAACCUGCUUGCCAUACACCAGCAAGCCACAGGGAACGGCCCUCCUUUCCCCAGUGGCAGUGGGAACCCAGGCCCUCAGAAUGAUGUGUUGAGUCCCCAAGACCACCACCAACAGCUUGUGGCUCAUGCUGCUCGACAAGAACCCCAGGGGCAGGAAAUCCAGUCAGAAAACAUCAUCAUGGAGAAGCAGCUUUCCCCUCGAAUGCAGAAUAACGAAGAACUCCCGACUUAUGAGGAAGCCAAGGUCCAGUCCCAGUACUUUCGGGGCCAACAGCAUGCCAGUGUCGGAGCUGCCUUCUAUGUCACUGGAGUGACCAACCAGAAGAUGAGGACUGAGGGACGCCCGUCAGUUCAGCGGCUCAAUCCUGGAAAGAUGCAUCAGGAUGAAGGACUCAGAGACCUUAAGCAAGGACAUGUUCGCUCCUUGAGUGAACGACUAAUGCAGAUGUCACUGGCCACCAGUGGAGUUAAGGCUCAUCCGCCUGUUACCAGCGCUCCCCUCUCCCCACCACAACCCAAUGACCUCUACAAGAAUCCCACAAGUUCCAGUGAAUUCUACAAGGCCCAAGGGCCACCUCCCAGCCAGCAUAGCCUGAAGGGCAUGGAACACCGAGGCCCCCCACCAGAGUAUCCCUUCAAGGGCAUGCCACCCCAAUCUGUAGUGUGCAAGCCCCAAGAGCCAGGGCACUUCUAUAGUGAGCAUCGUCUGAACCAGCCAGGGAGAACAGAGGGGCAACUGAUGAGGUAUCAGCAUCCCCCUGAGUAUGGAGCAGCCAGGCCAGCGCAGGACAUCUCAUUGCCGUUGUCAGCCCGGAACUCUCAGCCUCACAGCCCUACUUCUUCCCUCACGUCUGGGGGUUCCUUACCCUUGCUGCAGUCUCCACCGUCCACUAGAUUAUCUCCUGCCCAACACCCCUUGGUCCCAAACCAAGGAGACCACUCAGCUCACCUGCCUAGGCCGCAGCAGCAUUUCCUUGCUAACCAGGCUCACCAGGGGGAUCAUUACCGUCUCCCCCAGCCUGGCCUGAGUCAGCAGCAGCCGCAGCCACCGCCGCCGCCACACCAUCACCACCAUCACCAGCAGCAGCAGCAGCAGCAGCCAGGAGAAGCCUAUUCAGCUAUGCCUCGGGCUCAGCAGUCGUCUGCUUCGUAUCAGCCAAUGCCAGCCGACCCUUUUGCCAUUGUUUCCAGAGCCCAGCAGAUGGUUGAGAUUCUCUCAGAUGAGAACCGGAACUUGCGGCAGGAGUUGGAAGGAUGCUAUGAGAAGGUGGCGAGACUGCAGAAGGUGGAGACAGAAAUCCAGCGUGUCUCAGAGGCAUAUGAGAACCUUGUGAAGUCAUCCUCCAAAAGAGAGGCCCUGGAGAAAGCCAUGAGAAACAAGCUUGAGGGCGAGAUUCGAAGGAUGCAUGACUUCAACAGGGAUCUGAGAGAGCGUCUAGAGACGGCCAACAAGCAGCUUGCAGAGAAGGAAUAUGAGGGGUCAGAAGAUACCAGAAAAACCAUCUCUCAGCUCUUUGCAAAAAAUAAGGAGAGCCAACGGGAGAAGGAGAAACUGGAAGCGGAGCUGGCCACUGCCCGUUCUACCAACGAGGACCAAAGGCGACACAUUGAAAUCCGAGACCAGGCCCUGAGCAACGCCCAGGCCAAGGUGGUAAAGCUGGAGGAAGAGCUGAAAAAGAAGCAAGUGUACGUAGAUAAGGUGGAAAAGAUGCAGCAAGCUCUUGUACAGCUCCAGGCAGCGUGUGAAAAACGAGAGCAGCUGGAGCACCGUCUCCGGACACGACUGGAGAGAGAACUGGAAUCCCUCCGAAUCCAGCAGCGCCAGGGCAACUCUCAGCCCACCAAUGUUUCAGAAUACAAUGCCGCUGCACUGAUGGAGCUCCUUCGUGAGAAGGAGGAGAGGAUCCUGGCCCUGGAAGCUGACAUGACUAAGUGGGAGCAGAAGUAUUUAGAGGAGAAUGUGAUGAGACAUUUUGCUCUGGACGCUGCGGCCACCGUAGCUGCUCAGAGGGACACAACAGUCAUCAGCCACUCUCCUAACACCAGCUAUGACACAGCUCUAGAAGCUCGCAUCCAGAAGGAGGAGGAAGAAAUCUUGAUGGCCAACAAGCGUUGCCUUGACAUGGAGGGCAGGAUUAAGACCCUCCAUGCCCAGAUUAUUGAGAAGGAUGCCAUGAUCAAGGUACUCCAGCAGCGUUCCCGGAAGGAGCCAAGUAAGACAGAGCAGCUGUCAUCCAUGCGGCCAGCAAAGUCUCUGAUGUCCAUUUCCAAUGCUGGAUCAGGCUUGCUCUCCCAUUCUUCCACCCUGACUGGCACCCCCAUCAUGGAAGAGAAGCGGGAUGACAAGAGCUGGAAGGGGAGCCUAGGUAUCCUCCUGGGUGGAGACUACCGUGCCGAGUCUGUCCCUUCCACCCCCUCGCCUGUGCCGCCCUCGACUCCCCUACUGUCAGCUCACUCCAAGACAGGCAGCCGGGACUGCAGCACGCAAACAGAACGGGGAACGGAACCCAACAAAACCGCAGCUGUCGCUCCCAUCUCUGUUCCUGCUCCAGUUGCUGCUGCCGCCACUGCUGCCGCCAUCACUGCCACCGCUGCCACCAACACCACCACCAUGGUAGCUGCUGCUCCAGUGGCUGUCGCUGCUGCCGCUCCAGCCGCCGCCACCGCCGCCGCCCCGUCUCCAGCAACUGCUGCUGCUGCUCUCGCUGCUGCUGUUUCUCCAGCUGCUGCUGCUGCUCAGAUUCCAGCUGCUGCCUCUGCUGUUGCUGCUGCUGUUGUUGCUCCUGCUGCUGCUGCUGCUGUUCAGCUUGCUCCAGCUGCUCCGGCUCCGGUUCCAGCUCCGGCUCCAACUCCAGUUCCGGCUUCAGCAGCGGCUCAGGCUUCUGCUCCAGCUCAGACUCAGGCACCAACUCCAGCUCCGGCUGCAGCUGCUCCUCCAGCUCCAGCUCCAGCUCCAGCUUUGGCUCAGGCUGAGGCUCCUGCAAGUCCAGCUGCCGGUUCUGGACCACGUCGUUUGUCUAUACCAAGUUUGAGCUGCAAUCCAGAUAAGACAGAUGGCCCUGUUUUCCACUCCAAUACUCUGGAAAGAAAAGCUCCCAUUCAGAUCCUGGGACAAGAGCCUGAUGCGGAGAUGGUGGAAUAUCUCAUCUAAAUGGCCUAAUCAAGAGCUGCAGUUUAUCAGCAAGAAUGCUUUUAAUCAUUUUUCCCUUUUGUUUGUUCUUAUUUUGAGGGUGAGGACAAGGGUUGGGUGGGGGGAUGUUUUUUAAAGGGACUUUUUAUUGUAACAACAUAGUACUUAGGUAAUACCAUAUGAACUCCAGUCUGUUCUGGUACGCUUAGAGAGUACCUCUAAAGCCAGAUCAAUCAGAAUGUGCUCUAAAGUUUAUUGUUUGGAUUUCUACAAAUUCUGGGACUGUUAAUAGCUGGAUAUACAUCAGUGUUUUCAAUGUGCUGAAAUUUGUUUAGCAUUUCCAUAUUCUGGAUCAUUCUUUAAUCGAAGAGCACAGUAUGUUUGGAAGACAGUGUGUAACAUGUAGUUCAGAAGUCGAAGCCAGAGAGGAUUUGGGUGUGUGCUGUUUUGUAUAGUUUCCAUCUAGGCAGCAUCCAGAAAGAGCUCUCGCCUCGGGCACACGAAAGGGAAUAGUUUUAAGAGCUAUGUAAACUGGAGAAAAGGUAGGGAGUAUUGGGGUGUGGAAGGGUGCUGGAGCUAAUUUUCCCUCCCAAUUUCCCAGCUACCCUGGGCCAGGAGAUUGUGUUUAUCUUUAUUUCAGUGGUGCUUUGGAAGUGGAUUCUUUUGGUUCCCUUGUGGAGGUUCAUACAUUCAUAUAUAUACUGUGGAGUAAUUUAUGCAUUUGGAUAAUUAAUAUAUUGCUUUCAGAUGCUAGGAGAGUAAAUUAGCUGAGUGAUGUACAACUUCUUCUCUCUUAGGGAGUUAGACCAUCCGAGGCCUUGAUGGAGAGUUGCACGAGGUGCUGUAUGCAGACUUGUGUGGUCUGUGUGUAGCCAGGAACGUAGCUCGCUUGCCUUUCCCAAGACCAACCUGCUUAGUGUUUAUUUCUUCUCCAGCACAAAUUCACUGGCUGUGUCACCAGUCUCAAAUUGCCAAUCAUUUGCAAAAUGAGGAAGCGUUUUCGUUGACAGGUUGAAUGCUUUGAAUUUCUGGUGACUACUUUGAAAUAACUCGUGUUGUUUUCCCAAAUUCUUAGCAUACGUCUUAAAAGGCAUAUAUGACUAUCACCUCCAAGGGAAUAGCAUCAGAAGCCCAAAGUACUACGCUGCAGUCCGGGGAGAGGGAGGCUGCAGCAGUAUCCUCAGCUACCUCUUCUCACUGCCAGUGACUCCAUCUUGGAAUACCUUUGGGGAGCAGCAGGAAACGCACAUGUGGGCAGGGACCAAGGAGGCCAUGGCUCCAAGCUUUGCCUUAGGCCUGCCUCCAGGGACACAGAAGGGCUGCCUGUUGCCACAGGUCUCUGCCCUGUGUCGCCUCUCUGCCCUUCAUUAAGGUGAUAAAUCCAUAGACAAUGUCAUUAAGAUCAGUUUUCAGGGGUAUUGGGGGGGGUGAGGGGAGUGGGGGUAUUAGGUAAGGGUGGGGGAGGGUAGAGGUUUGGGGAUAUGUUAGUUAGAAACCAAAUUCAUAGAAGAGUAGGCCUGAUAUAUUACAUCGUGAGGCAUAGUGGCUGGAAGGAACUUUAGCAAUAUAGCCAUACCCCCUCAUUUUAGUAAUGAGGAAUCUGAGACCUGGAGAGGUUAAGUGACUUUUUCAAGAUCACACAACACAGCUUUCCACUCUGCCGAUUACCAUGCUUAAUUUGGGAAACGCUUAUAUACAAAAAGCCCCACUUUAAGAAAAGACAUUGACACGGUCCAGGGCACAUGCAUUUUGGAAAAUGUCCCUGGCUUGAGUAAUUUGUCCAAGGUUUUGAAUUCCUAUCUUGCCUCUCCUGCAGUGCCCUUUGCAAGGCUUUCCCUUUCCUGAUCCUUAUUUCAACACUGAGCCACAUGAAACAUCCCCCUAAGAAAUCAACCUCGCUUUUCUUGCUAUGGGAUUGGCUAUCUUGGAUCAUCUUACAGGUUCCUCUGCGAGUAUAGGAAUGGUAUAUUUAACAAUGUUUUUCUGGUCAUUCCUAAAAGGAAUUAUUUUGUAUGUGGUGAGGGAGAGACAGGAGGGAAGGUGAUGUGAUUUUUCAGCCAGUCUUGACAUUUUCAAAGAUGAAGUGAUCAUCCUACACGAGUCCUCAGUCAUCAAGUGAAUCCCAAAUAGAAAUUAAAAGUGCAGUUGUGUUAAUACUCAUACUACCCUAUAGUCACAGGGGAAAAAAAUCCUUCAAAUAGUAGAAGCAACAAGUAGCAAACUUCAGGACUGCUACUUUCUAUUCAAAUAAAUAAAAAAUAAAUAAAAAGAAACCUUUCAUCUACUCCUUUCAUGGUUAUGACACAUUGCCAGAAUUUUUGCUAGCUCUGGGAGCCAUCGUUUUAAUCACAUUCUGUAAGGUGACAAAUGUCACACAUUCCACACUGUGGGGCAGCCAUCUCUUUAGACUCAUAUAUUUUGGGGAAAGGAGGAACUUCUUGGCCAACUACUAUUUUGAACUUUCCACAACUUCUCUGCCCCCUCACACCAGAGGCACUUCCUUUUGGCUCAAUUUUUUAUCACAGGUAAUUUGCUAAAAUAAUAUGGAACAUCUAAGAGGUGGAAGAAGUCCAUGUCAGUGUAUUAUGUUUACGAGGAAGAUAGAUCCAGCCUUUUCAGAAAAUCUCUAAUAGGUGUCAUUUAAAAACUUCAGGUUUAUGGGAGAAAUCUCAAGUUAGCCACCUUUUCAUGAUUGUGUGGAUGUAAUAACAUUUGGGGGAUCUUUCUGGACUCCCAUCUAUCUAUGCAUUUUACUGGCACCUCAGGACAGGAGGGUGACCUUGUUGUCUUAACUUGUACUGCCUGGUGGUCUCUGGGGACCUUCUAAGUCAGUUGUACACCAAUGUCCCAUGUACAGAAAAACUUCAUUAGAACAAACUUUACUUGAUAUAAAAUUCCUAUUAACAAUUUUUUUAUUAAAUAAAAGUAGCUUGAGCUAUCUUUUAAGAUCAUGUAUCUUGAUUGCUGUUUUAAUGAAGGAUUUAUUCUCAAUGCUGCUUUUGAGCUUCAGGAUGACAGGAUGGCAGGAACCUGAAAUAUCUGCCGUCAUCUGCCAUAGGAAACACACCGAGAGCCCCGUCGUGCAUUCUUUUUCUUGUCACACAGUUGGGUUGGGGACACCAAUUGGAAAAUGGAACAAACUGAUUGUGCAGACUACUUUUUUUUUUUUUUUUUGCGGUACGCGGGCC
Delphinapterus leucas (beluga whale) is the source of this 7136-nucleotide messenger RNA. RefSeq names its product angiomotin (gene AMOT). Gene Ontology annotation, cellular component: bicellular tight junction; plasma membrane; cytoplasmic vesicle. Gene Ontology annotation, molecular function: signaling receptor activity. Lineage: Eukaryota; Metazoa; Chordata; Mammalia; Artiodactyla; Monodontidae. Gene Ontology annotation, biological process: establishment of cell polarity involved in ameboidal cell migration; angiogenesis; actin cytoskeleton organization. The record is from RefSeq and is a predicted model, not a curated record.